Messenger RNA from Ornithodoros turicata, 2110 nucleotides. RefSeq lists its product as uncharacterized. Gene Ontology annotation, biological process: muscle structure development; actin cytoskeleton organization. The record is from RefSeq and is a predicted model, not a curated record. NCBI's taxonomy places the organism in Eukaryota, Metazoa, Arthropoda, Arachnida, Ixodida, Argasidae. Gene Ontology annotation, cellular component: Z disc; stress fiber; adherens junction. Bases 186 to 1466 code for a protein of 426 amino acids. The transcript has 7 exons. Gene Ontology annotation, molecular function: actin binding; muscle alpha-actinin binding.
UGCAAAGGGACGCCAGAAGGGCGCCUGCCUGGCUCACCACACGGGGGCUGUGUGCGAACGCCUUUUUCUUGAGCACAUCAACCGACCUCAACGAGAAGACCCCCCCUCUUACAUCACGACCAAACGACGACUUCGCCGAAAACUGACCACUGCCGACACGACCGCAACGUGAAUAGUCCAGAGACAUGAGUUUCCAUCCAGGAAUGGUGAUGGUAGACCUCCGUCGGGACGGAAGCGCGACGCCCUGGGGAUUCCGUCUUCAAGGGGGAUACGACCUGAAUGCCCCGCUCACCAUACAGAGGGUGUUCUUGGGAAGUCCAUCAGAAGGAGAACUACACCGAGGAGACGUCGUGUUGAAGGUGGGCGACAGAGACACGUCCCGUCUCACUCACGGUGAAGCCACUGAAGUCAUCAGAAACAGCGGCAACAGUCUCAAGCUGCUAGUGCAACGCGGUGCAGGACCUUAUUCUCCCGCGACUACCCCAACAGCAAGCAGCACGGCGCACCCGUUGACCAUCUCCCCGCCGGCCUUCCGGCCCCCGGGUCCACCCAGUUACCACUCGCCCAUGAGCCCGGGCGUCACCAUCACCACUCAAAAUGUAUCUGUCCCGACCCAGAUGCCCAUGCAGGACGGUCAAUACUCGUACGAACUACGACAGGGAUUCCUCGUUCCGGAACCUCUGGUCGAAAACAAGAUCGACUCUAUCAAGGAACAAGCCAAGAUCACCAGCCAGACCUACCGCACCACCCCGCUGAUCACGCCAACCGCGAAACCUCGAAGGGAUGUUCUCAUUGGAUCCUACCUAAGGCACGUCAAGGAGCCAUACUUCACAACCAUGAAGAUGCCUGUCGAAGGAGGUGUGAGCAACCCCCAGGAAAUUGCUAGGAGAGUUCAAGAAUCAGUGAACACGGGUGGAGGCCCACACGUGAAUGUGGCGCCCGUUGUUGCGCCUGCGGGUGAAUCCGGGCCAAAGUAUGUUAACCGCCAGUACAACACACCCCUGAACUUGUACUCCAACCAAUCGCUCGCGGAGACCAUCAGCGCUCAGACAGGGGCCCAGCUCAACCCUCAGAACCUGCAGCCGGGAGAUAGCUCUACACCGACUAACCUAGCCACAGUCCUGAAGGACAUUAUAUUAGGUGCAGCCUCUGAAAUCAGAUCCGGGAGCACAACGCCUCAGGCCCACUCACCCAGAGGUGGAGCUGCGACUAUCAAGCCGGGCUCCAAGAUGGCAUCCGUUGCAGACAUAACCCUGUCACCCACAUAUCAGAUGAUCCACAAUGAAGAGUGGAGAGAUAUCAGGAAGGAGGACCUCCAAGAGCAGAGGCCAGUUCAAAACCAGCUUUAUGAGGUUCAAUCCGACGGACACGUCGUGAACACCUUUGGUAUGCCAAGACACAAGAUUCAUCAAUCCAACAGCUUCAAGACAAUCAUGACGACUGUAAUGACACCAAAGCUGUUAUAGGGUACUGAACUGAACUGAACUGAACUGAAGGGAAAAUAAAAGGUUCACUGCAUUAGGUUACUACGAUAUUUGCUUGUCAUUUCAGUGCUGCAAUCGCUGCUGUCCGGUUUUGUUAGGCUUUCAUCUGGUGUGUGAACAUGAAGUCAUUUCAAACAUUUAUUAUUAAAAUUAUAGUCGAGCCACAAGACUGAGCAUGCAGCUGAAGUUUUCAGUAGUGCAACCAUGUAGGGUCGAGUGCAUUAAAAUUAUUUCCAUGGUCAGCACACCACGCAAACAGUUCUUUUGUUGGGAGUAUCGUUUUUUCAUAAAGCCAAAUAUUCUGGCUACUACUUCUUUCUAUGGUGUGAGUGUGCAUUGCUGUAAGGCAUGGUUCCACGUUUCUCUAUCGCUUUCUUGAUGUUAGUACUGUUCAUGAUGCUUUUGAAGACGUCAAUAAAGCACGGUACCUAGUUAACUUAGGCUAUGUUAUCACUCGCCAGCUUGGCAAGCCUUAUCAAAGCUUCAAAGCGUGAUUCUUUCAUAUGCUAUGAAAGAUUUCAGGAUUUGUGACAUUUUACGAAAUCGACAUAUGAUGGAGUGUUUUCUGCUGCUUCUCUUGCUGUACAGUAAGUUAUUGCAAUAAAUUUCAAUUUGAAAAGUUCAAA